AUGGCAGGCAUUGAGCAAUUGGAAAUCCACAGCAAGGCCUACAUUGUACGAUGGGUCAAAGUAGAUGUUGGCCACACCAUCUCCUGGAGCGUGCAACCUCACAAGAAGUCCAUUAACUUUGGCAUUGUUAAGCACCCCGGGACCGGCGAAACGAAUCUGACCUCCUUGGCCGACGAUGCAGGGCUUGCCGAUCAACACACCGAAUGCGUCGCCGAGUCGAAACCCGGUCUCUUUGCGAAAAGGGAUGCUAGUACCGCCCAAGAUCAGCUCGCCAAAAAGGGCUUUAUACCGAUACACUGGCAUGGAAAAUGCGAAGCAGACAAGGUCUCGGUCGGCACCUACGAUGUUACACAGGCUGGCAUGUUUGGCCUAGUUUUUGACAAUACCUUCUCGAAGCAAACAUCCAAGACGGCGACAUUCGUCCUUCUAACAUAUCCGACCGGCGCCCCUCCUCAGACUGCACGAAAUCUACCCAAUCUACAGGCGGGACCUCUUGCCAGCGCGAGUAGGACGAGCUUGGGCAAGCAUGGCAGCCCCCGGCUCGGUGCUGCUGCCUCGGAAUCCGUCGACAGUCUACCCAGCCACACCCGAGGACGCGCAUUGUCCACAGCUACCGCUGCCGGUAAGAGUGAGAGCGGCGUGUCUAGCUCCUACCAUGUUGGCGUCCUGCUCAAGAGGAGGCGCAAGAAGGGGCAGGGCUACGCCAAGCGUUUCUUCUCUCUGGACUAUACGACUUGUACUCUGUCUUACUAUCAUAACCGCAACUCCUCGGCUCUUAGGGGGGCUAUUCCGCUUAGCUUGGCUGCGGUCGCAGCGGACGAGAGGAGACGCGAGAUUACCAUUGACUCUGGAGCUGAGGUAUGGCACUUGAAAGCAUCGAAUGCCAAGGAAUUCAGCGAUUGGGCACGGGCGCUGGAACGGGCAAGCAAGAUUGCUCGGGGGGUGGAAUUGCCUGCCACUCAACCAGUGUCCUCGGAAAGUCAGGGGGGAGUUGCACCGGCACCUCAUAUCACCAUUCCGAACAGCGCGCAAGACGAGGAGAGGGAGUGGAGGCAAGUUGAAUCUCUGGUCAGCAGGAUGGUAGGCACCAGAGAUGCUCUCCGCCGCCUGGUAAAGGAUAUGGCUGUCGAAAAGCAGCCACUUAGCGGCCAUGGAUACCUUUCUCCAAGCACUCCUACACUUCCAGAGGAGACCGAGGGUUAUUUCGGCCCGCCGACAACCGCAUCAGCAGCAGAUAAAAAGUCUUUCUGGAAGCGCAAGGCUAGCGGCGCCGCGUCUCCUCUCACCCCCCAGUCUUUCCAGACAGCUGCCAGUUCCUCGUUGACAAUACCAGCAUCGGGCCAUAGCACCCCAACACAAAAUGGGUUCAAGAAACAAUAUGGUGCUCUCCAGCAGGAAGGGCCAAAUACUCUGGAGAAUUGCACCGCGCUGUUGAGCGAUCUGGAUUCAGUCGUGAUGGAGUUCUCGACUCUUCUCGCCACCAGCAAACGGCGACGGUUGCCUGCACAAUUAUCUGCUCAGCCAAGAGCAAGCAUUGAGUCGUCCACUUCAACGGUCGACGAGUUCUUUGAUGCUGAAGGCGGUGAUGCGGAUAGGUCGACAAACCAGCUGAUGAUCAUCGAGCACCAUAGUGAGGAUGAUACCCAGGCAUCAGAUGUUGAGGAAUCGAUCCACGAGUCCUCGUCUGUCUCUUCGAUUGAAGAUGAAGACGACUAUGCUCAGAACGCAGAGGGUGGUGCCAACCUGUUCCCACCAAAGCCGAAAUCAUUGAUCCCCCUUCCAAUCACGGAACCAGUCACCAGACGCAAGACGAUCCCGCCAGCCAAGGUAGCGCCCCCAAGUUUGAUCGCGUUCGUCCGCAAGAACGUCGGCAAGGAUCUUAGCACGAUCAGCAUGCCUGUUUCUGCCAACGAGCCGACGUCGUUGCUCCACCGCGUUUCUGAACAGCUCGAGUACGCUCAGCUUUUGGAUGCGGCGGCUAAGCAUCCUGACCCCAAGGACAGGUUGUUGUACAUGACUGCAUUUGCGAUCUCUGGGUUCAGCAACACCAGGGCAAAGGAGAGGUCGAUUCGCAAGCCCUUUAACCCACUCCUUGGUGAAACCUUUGAGCUUGUCCGUUCCGAGGCAGAAGUGCCUGGUGGUUUCAGGCUUCUUGUCGAGAAGGUCACUCAUCGUCCUGUCCGGUUGGCUAUGCAAGCUGAUAGUGCGCUGUGGUCUUUCUCUCAGUUCCCGGCUCCGUCCCAGAAGUUUUGGGGUAAAUCUGCCGAGAUUACCACUGAAGGCCGGGUAAGGGUUAGCUUGCGUUUGCCAGACGGCACAGACGAGCACUACAGCUGGACCAUUGCCACUGUUUUCUUGCGCAACGUGGUCAUGGGUGAGAAGUACGUCGAGCCGGUUGGGAGCAUGAACGUGAACAAUGAUACGACCGGGGCCAAGGCUGUCAUCGAGUUUGUAGCAAAGGGUGUUUUCGGCGGCAGGGGAGAAGAGGUCAAGGUGGAGACGUACGGCCCCAACGGCAGCAAAUUGGGUGCUGGGUUGGCGGGCACUUGGACCAACGGACUGAAAGUCGUGCCGGGAAACAAGGAAAUCUGGAAGCCGGGGCAGUUGGUCGAGAAUGCGGUGAAUACCUAUGGUAUGACUACCUUUGCCGCCAGUCUGAACGAGAUCACGCCGAUUGAAAAGGGGAAGCUGCCGCCUACGGAUACGAGGUUGAGGCCUGAUCAGAGGUUUGCGGAGCAAGGGGAUUUGGACCAGGCGGAGGAGUGGAAGGUGAAGCUGGAGGAGGCGCAGAGGGUGAGGAGACGGGUGUUGGAGGAGAGUGGGGAGGAGUAUAAGCCCAAGUGGUUCGUCAAGGUUGCCGGGGGGGAGGGCCAAGCGGGGGAGGAGGUGUGGAAGUUGAAGGGAGGGAAGGACGGGUAUUGGGAGGAGAGGGCUAGGGGGAAGUGGGAGGGGGUGGUGGAUAUUUUUGCUGGGUAG
Podospora anserina S mat+ is the source of this 2976-nucleotide messenger RNA. RefSeq lists its product as uncharacterized. The record is from RefSeq and is a predicted model, not a curated record. Gene Ontology annotation, cellular component: intracellular membrane-bounded organelle; perinuclear endoplasmic reticulum; cytosol. The coding region runs from base 1 to 2976 and encodes 991 amino acids. Lineage: Eukaryota; Fungi; Ascomycota; Sordariomycetes; Sordariales; Podosporaceae. Gene Ontology annotation, biological process: maintenance of cell polarity; exocytosis; ER to Golgi ceramide transport. The transcript is spliced from 3 exons. Gene Ontology annotation, molecular function: sterol binding.